AUGUCUCGCCCCAACCUCCUUCAUCGGCCGUCCAGCGUGGCCGUUGUGAACAGGACCAUCAUUCUCGUGACUGGCGGCAACGCAGGAAUAGGCUACGAGAUAGUCAAGAAGCUGGCGCUGGAAAACCCCAGGUUCCAAGUCCUCAUGGGCUGUCGGGACACUUUAAAGGGCGAAGAGGCGGUCGCGUCCAUGGGGGCGCCGACCAACGUCAACCCGAUACAACUCGACAUCACGGACGACGAGUCGGUCGAGCAGUGCUAUCUGGCCAUCGCGCAGCACUUUGGCCGGCUGGACAUCCUGAUCAACAACGCCGGUACGGGUGCCAGGGAGCUUCCGCCCGACGCAACGCUACGCGACAAGUACAACUUGACCUACAACGUCAACGUCAUCUCCACGGCUGUGCUGACCGACAAAUUGAUUCCCUUGUUGGAAAAGUCCAAACUGCCCAAGAUCAUCUUCAUCUCCUCCGGUCUCGGGAGUAUCGAGCGGACGCUGCAACGUGGCAAACCCAUCCCCGUUCCCUGGUACAGCACAAGCAAAUCAGGCCUCAAUGCGUUGGCAGUGUAUUAUGCAAAUAUGCAUCCCGAGUUCAAAGUCAACGUUGUAUGCCCGGGUCUGCGGGCGACAAAGUUGAACGGAGCUCAUCUGAGCGAGGAGACGCAUCCCAAGCUCGGUGCCGUGCGAGCCGCGCAGCUGGUGGCAGAAGGUCCGGACGGUGUUACCGCGACUUAUUCCAAUUCCGAAGGACCGAUACCGUGGUAG
Messenger RNA from Exophiala spinifera, 762 nucleotides. RefSeq lists its product as uncharacterized. Gene Ontology annotation, cellular component: membrane. The record is from RefSeq and is a predicted model, not a curated record. The transcript has 2 exons. The coding region runs from base 1 to 762 and encodes 253 amino acids. NCBI's taxonomy places the organism in Eukaryota, Fungi, Ascomycota, Eurotiomycetes, Chaetothyriales, Herpotrichiellaceae.